Messenger RNA from Sitophilus oryzae (rice weevil), 676 nucleotides. Its product is annotated as cytochrome P450 9e2-like. The record is from RefSeq and is a predicted model, not a curated record. NCBI's taxonomy places the organism in Eukaryota, Metazoa, Arthropoda, Insecta, Coleoptera, Curculionidae. Gene Ontology annotation, molecular function: oxidoreductase activity, acting on paired donors, with incorporation or reduction of molecular oxygen; monooxygenase activity; iron ion binding.
GGUUUGGUCUGAAACGAAUCUAAGCAUUUCGUUUUAUACUAGUGUGGGUUUUAUGGUUUUAUAUAAUAUUCUGAUUGCUAACAGCUCCUUCGAAUGCUUCUUUCAAAUAAAAAAACUAUACUUCUGGUCGGUUUAUUUCAGAAAUGUUAAGAAAUUGGCCUCCUGUAAUCGCUAUAGACCACAUAUGCACCAAACAUUACACCCUGCGAACAGCUACUAAAGAAGAGAAAUAUAUCGAAUUCAAAAUGAACGACAUGAUCUGGAUUCCGACUCACGCUAUUCACAGGUGUCCAGAAAACUAUCCCAAUCCCGAAAAGUUCGAUCCAGAACGUUUCUCGGAUGAAAACAAGGGCAACAUUAAGCCAUACACUUAUCUUCCAUUCGGUGUGGGUUCCAGAAAUUGUAUCGGAUCCAAGUUCGCUCUAAUGGAGGUCAAAGUACAGUUCAAGAUACUGCUUAAUUUCGAAUUGAUUCCCACGGCAAAAACUAUAAUUCCCUUGAAGGUUGCCAAGAGAGGAUUAAAUCACACUGCUGAAGGAGGGUUUUGGCUUGGGCUGAAACGAAUCCAAUCAUAAUUUUAAAGAGGAGGCCGGGUGGACAACUGAAAAGGUACAAGGACAUUUUCCACGAAAGUUAAAGGGAAUUAACAUGCAGAAUCAGUGGAAAAAAGCAGCUC